AGUUUCCAGGCGGAACCUGCAGAGCGAACACCCGGGGCAAGAUGGCGGUGGUGCCUCGGCCGCUGCCCCGGGGCGGGCAGGUUUCGGGGAUCCUGGGCUGAGGCGGCCGGCGGCAGCUGAGGCCCGGACCCCCGAACGCGGGGCCUCGAGCGGAUAAAGGGUAGCGAGUGGGGAAUAGGGUAGAGGGCCGGCGGCGUUCAGGGCGGUGGGGCCGGGGCCGAGUUCGCGUCUGGCCCGAUCGGCGUCGCUGGCAUUCGUGAUCCGGGCAUCGUCUCUCCUCAGCCCUUUCCGUCUCUUUUCAUCCUUGAGGCGAUAGGCCUUUAGUAUCGGACUAAUGCUGGGCGAAAAGAACUUGUUAUUUUGGUUGUUGGUGCCGAGGAGAGACGCUGGGCGUCGGGAGUCACCCAAACUGGAGUUCGAAUCCUAGUCCCUCGCGGUGUGACCUUGGGAAGCACAAGCUCCUUUGAAGCAAGAUGCUGUCCUCCGCUGAGUGUCCUGUGGAAGAUCACUAAUGGUUACUUAGUGUCUCUGCUAUAUAGGCAGGUCCUCAGGGUUUGUGCCAGCUAGCAAACAUGUUCACAGUAUCUCAGACCUCACGAGCGUGGUUCAUCGAUAGAGCCCGGCAGGCCCGAGAAGAGCGGCUGGUGCAGAAGGAGCGGGAGCGUGCGGCUGUGGAGAUUCAGGCCCACGUGCGCAGUUUCUUGUGUCGGAGAAGCCUGCACAGAGAUAUUAGGAGAGAGAUUGAUGAGUUUUUUAAAGCAGAUGACUCUGGAUCCAGUAAAAGAAGUGCACUUUGUAUUUUUAAGACUGCCAGAAAACUGCUGUUCAUAUUCAGAAUCAAAGAAGAUAAUGAGCGGUUCGAGAAGUUGUGUCGCUGUAUCCUCAGCAGCAUGGAUGCUGAGAGUGAGCCUAAGGUAUGGUACGUGUCCCUGGCUCUCUCCAAGGACCUCACUCUCCUAUGGAUUAAACAGAUCAAGGACAUUCUGUGGUACUGCUGUCAAUUUCUUGAGCAGCUCAAGCCUGAAAUCCUACAAGACUCCAGACUCAUCACCCUGUACCUCACGAUGCUCGUCACCUUCACAGACACUUCAACAUGGAAAAUUCUCCGGGGCAAAGGUGAGAGCCUUCGACCAGCCAUGAACCACAUUUGUGCAAAUAUAAUGGGGCAUCUGAACCAGCGUGGAUUUUAUUCUGUGCUGCAGGUGUUGUUAACCCGAGGCCUAGCCAGACCCCGGCCUUGUCUGUCCAAAGCCACUUUAACAGCAGUCUUUUCUCUAGCACUGCGCCCUGUGACUGCUGCACAAUUUUCAGACAAUCUGCUCCGGCCCUUUCUCAUUCAUAUCAUGUCGGUCCCUGCCCUCGUGACUCAUCUUGGCACAGUGACCCCAGAGCGCCUCACUGUCUUAGAAUCUCAUGACAUGCUACGGAAAUUCAUCGUGUUCUUAAGAGAUGAAGAGCGAUGCCGGGACGUGUGUGAGACUUUAGAAGGCUGCCACACACUGUGUCUGACUGGCAACCUCCUACAGCUGGGCUCCCUCAACCCCAGAGUGUUAGAAGAGGAAACAGACGGGUUUGUGAGCCUGCUCACCCAGAUGCUGUGCUACUGUCAGAAGUAUGUGUCCCAGAAGAAGUCCAACCUGACCCACUGGCAUCCGGUCCUCGGCUGGUUCUCCCAGUCUGUGGACUAUGGCCUCAAUGAGUCCAUGUACUUGAUCACCAAGCAGCUGCAGUUCCUGUGGGGGGUGCCUCUCAUCCGCAUCUUCUUCAAUGACAUCCUCAGCAGGAAGCUACUGGAACACCCAGAGCCAGCCCCCGCUCAGCCGGCGUCCCCCCAGAACGCGCUCCCCGUGAAGAGUCUCCUCAAGCGUGCAUUCCAGAAGUCUGCGUCGGUUCGGAAUAUUCUAAGGCCAGUAGGGGGCAGACGUGUAGACUCUGCGGAGGUGCAGAAAGUGUGCAACAUCUGUGUCCUCUACCAGACCUCCCUGACCACGCUCACCCAGAUCCGCCUGCAGAUCCUCACAGGUCUCACUUACCUUGAUGACCUGCUGCCCAAACUGUGGGCAUUUAUCUGUGAGCUGGGGCCCCAUGGAGGGUUAAAGCUCUUCUUGGAAUGCCUGAACAACGACACCGGGGAGUCCAAGCAGCUCUUGUCCAUGCUGAUGCUGUUCUGUGAUUGUUCCCGACACCUCAUCACGAUCCUUGAUGACAUUGAAGUUUAUGAAGAACAAAUUUCCUUCAAACUGGAAGAGCUGGUCACCAUCUCCUCUUUUCUGAAUUCCUUUGUGUUUAAGAUGAUCUGGGAUGGAAUUGUAGAGAAUGCCAAGGGUGAGACCUUGGAGCUGUUCCAGUCUGUCCACGGGUGGCUGAUGGUGCUGUAUGAGCGGGACUGCCGGCGGCGCUUUGCCCCUGAAGACCAUUGGCUGCGAAAGGAUCUCAAGCCCAGCGUGCUCUUCCAGGAACUCGACAAAGACCGGAAACGGGCACAGCUCAUCCUACAGCAUAUCCCUCAUGUCAUUCCACAUAAAAAUAGAGUUCUCUUGUUCCGAAACAUGGUUACCAAGGAGAAGGAGAAGCUGGGGCUUGUGGAAACGAGCUCUGCCUCCCCUCACGUCACUCAUAUCACCAUCCGAAGGUCCCGGAUGUUGGAGGACGGCUAUGAACAGCUUCGGCAGCUUUCCCAGCACGCCAUGAAGGGCGUGAUCCGUGUGAAGUUUGUCAAUGACCUGGGUGUAGACGAGGCUGGAAUCGACCAGGAUGGCGUGUUCAAGGAGUUCUUGGAGGAAAUUAUCAAGAGGGUGUUCGACCCAGCACUCAACCUGUUCAAGACAACCAGUGGGGAUGAGCGGCUGUACCCCUCCCCCACAUCCUACAUCCACGAGAAUUACCUGCAGCUCUUCGAGUUCGUGGGGAAGAUGCUGGGGAAGGCUGUGUAUGAGGGGAUUGUGGUGGACGUGCCCUUCGCUUCCUUCUUCCUGAGCCAACUGCUCGGGCACCACCACAGCAUCUUCUACAGCUCCGUGGAUGAACUUCCUUCUCUUGACUCGGAGUUCUAUAAAAACCUCACCUCCAUUAAGCGCUACGAUGGGGACGUCGCAGACCUUGGCCUCACGCUGUCGUAUGACGAGGAUGUCAUGGGUCAGCUUGUCUGCCACGAACUGAUUCCUGGAGGGAAGACCAUUCCUGUUACAAAUGAAAACAAAAUUAGCUACAUCCACCUGAUGGCACACUUUCGAAUGCACACUCAAAUCAAAAACCAGACGGCUGCCCUCAUCAGCGGGUUCCGUUCCAUCAUCAAGCCUGAGUGGAUCCGAAUGUUCUCCACCCCGGAGCUGCAGCGGCUCAUCUCUGGAGACAACGCCGAGAUCGAUCUGGAAGAUCUGAAGAAGCACACCGUGUACUAUGGUGGCUUUCACGGAAGUCACCGGGUCAUCAUCUGGCUCUGGGAUAUUCUGGCUUCCGACUUCACGCCUGAUGAGAGAGCCAUGUUUCUGAAGUUCGUGACCAGCUGCUCCAGGCCCCCGCUCCUGGGAUUCGCCUACCUCAAGCCUCCGUUCUCCAUUCGCUGUGUGGAAGUGUCGGACGAUCAGGACACUGGAGACACCCUAGGCAGCGUCCUCCGGGGCUUCUUCACCAUCCGAAAGCGAGAGCCGGGCGGCCGGCUGCCCACCUCCUCCACUUGCUUCAACCUGCUCAAACUGCCCAACUACAGCAAGAAGAGCGCCCUCCGCGACAAGCUGCGCUACGCCAUCAGCAUGAACACGGGCUUCGAGCUGUCCUAGCCCCACCCACCCAGCACCAUCCUCUCCAGGGAAUGUGACCGGCGCACCGGGCGGCACUGGUCCCACUUCCUCUCCCCAGCCGUGAGUCUCCCGUGGCCGAGAUCCUCAGGCACGAGGCCUCCAGGAAACAGGAUGGGAAGGGACUGCUGAAAAUAAACUUCCCAUUCCACCCCGUUGGUCCUCUCCAUACUUUCAGGGGCCCACGGCUCUCAGGCCGGCGAUGGCAGAGGGCUCCCCUGGUUUGGGCUUUCAAUGGGUCUUCCUUAUUCCUCCAUGGGCCAUAUCCGACGAGCCCGCGGAACUGGCAGUCUACAGUGCUUUCGUGGCGUGGCCUGCCACACGUGAGGUCCUCUCCUUCCGUUCUGAAAACUCUACUCAGGUAAGGCCUCGUCCAGCCGCUAUGCACCUGACAAAAGUCCCCACCCGCGCCCUGUCCAUGUGGCCGCUGCCCCGGCCGCAGAGGCCACCGAGCGCAGGAAGUUCAAGACACCGUCCCCGCUGCAAAGCCACGUGGUCUGCCCCACCGCCCUCCUCUCUGAGCUUCCAGGGGUCCUCACCAGCCCACCCCACCCCGAACCCACACGGCUGGCUCCUUCAGGGCACAGCUGUGCUGGCUGCGUGCCCUGUGCUGAUGUUCUGUCUAACGAGGAAGCAAACACAGGCAUCUGUCCACCUGGGCAGUGCCUUCACUCCACAGACUAAAAUCCUGAGAAUCGUGGGUCCUGCCACCCAUCCAGCCUCAGCACGGGGAGCCUGGGAGGCUGGGGAGACACCCCCCCCCCCCAGUUCCUGUCUUUUCUUUCCAUUUUGUUUGAUCCUUUUAACUUGAUUCCUUUUAAAGCCCAUCAUGCCCCUCUGUCCUGCUUUUCUCCUUUCCCAUGGGAACUUGUCUCCAAGCCAGGCCACCCUCCCCCACCCCCCAUGCUUCCAACACCCCCACCACCAGACCCAAGCCAGGGUAGACACCCCGAGUGCCUGGCCUGCCCUCCAUGGUCGCUCUCUUCAAAGCUGGGAAUACCUUCCAGCACGAGGUCCCGAGUCAGGAAAGCAGGCAGGCUCGUCUCCAUGGCCUUCAUCGGGUGUAGCUGGCCCGCUGUUGGCUGGGGUGGCCCUGGGCCAUCCCUGGGCUUGGUGGCCUCCUUGGGCAGCAGCUGGGCCAGGCUGCCGGGGAAUUUGAAGACAUGAAGUUAGGGCUGUCACCUCUGCUCCUGCACACUCUGAACACUGCUUCUUUGAAGCUGUGCUGGCUGCACGUAGAUGAUCUGUCCAUAGAGGCCAGCCAGUUAACUGUCCACCUGCCCGGACAAAAUGGAGCCCUCCUGAGCCAGGGCAGGACGAUGCGAGGAGCUGGUGCUUCACAGCUCUGACACCCCAGACCUGUCUGUCCUCUUGGCCAGCAGAGGGGGGCUUGGAGCUGCACCCCAGUCUCCUCCAGCAGGUGUGGCAUUGCACUGAGACGCUGAGUCUGCUCUCCCAGCUAGUGUUCAUUGACACGCUGAUGGCUCUUGAAAUGUCGUGGGUUUUGUUUUUGUAGAUAACUUAUGGAUGAAGAUGUAUGGAAGGCUUUAUUAAAUUUGUACUGGAGCACA
Molecule: messenger RNA, 5368 nt
Organism: Dipodomys spectabilis (banner-tailed kangaroo rat)
Lineage: Eukaryota; Metazoa; Chordata; Mammalia; Rodentia; Heteromyidae
Gene: Ube3b
Product: ubiquitin protein ligase E3B
Exons: 28
Coding region: 573-3779 (1068 amino acids)
Biological process (GO): protein polyubiquitination; ubiquitin-dependent protein catabolic process
Molecular function (GO): ubiquitin protein ligase activity; protein binding
Source: RefSeq, a predicted model, not a curated record